Molecule: messenger RNA, 7508 nt
Organism: Bubalus bubalis (water buffalo)
Lineage: Eukaryota; Metazoa; Chordata; Mammalia; Artiodactyla; Bovidae
Gene: ZNF362
Product: zinc finger protein 362
Exons: 8
Coding region: 4585-5796 (403 amino acids)
Biological process (GO): regulation of transcription by RNA polymerase II; central nervous system development
Cellular component (GO): nucleus
Molecular function (GO): RNA polymerase II cis-regulatory region sequence-specific DNA binding; DNA-binding transcription factor activity, RNA polymerase II-specific
Source: RefSeq, a predicted model, not a curated record
GUCAAUGAGGGGUUUGUUCUUUGGGUGACUGAGGCAUCGUGUUCAUCCCAACUCCCCUGAGUGCCCCUCACCGCCUCCCUCUGGGUCUGCUUGGGGGCUUUGUGCCCCCACCCUCCUGUCAUAGCAUCCACCUGUGACUCUGUCCUGGAGGUUGUGGGGUCCCGCUCACGGGAGUUGCUGUGUCCCCAUCUGUUCAUGUUUGGGAUCACAGAUCUGUGUCUGUCAGAGUUUGGUGCUGUCUGUCUGCAUGUUCCUGUGACUCUGUCUGUCUGUGUUGGUAUCCAGGGGACCUCCCAGGCCACACUGUGGUGCUGGGGGGCAACCUGCAUGCUUCCUUGGUCUCCAGCUCUAAGCAAAUAGCCAGGCCUCCUUGGUCAUUCUCCUCCCUGGCCCAGGGUAGCUCCUGCCUCUCACCUCCAUUCUAUUCCCUGGGGACCUUCAACCGGUUCCCUCCCACUGCCGCCUCUCCUGGCUUCUCCAGUCCCACCUACGCUCAGCAGGCAGAGGGGCCUUUCUAAACCACAGAUUCUGUCCCAUUACCCAACUUCUUCAAGUCUAGACCCCAGGCCUCGAAUUCAGGAACUGCCUUUCUAAGUCUAGCAGUGGCCAAUGGCUUCAGCCUCAUGUCCUGUCUCACGUCCUCGCUGAUCACUUUAGCUGCCCUCGCACACCAUGCUGUUUCUCACCUUGGGACUUUUGUUAAGACUGCUGCUUCCACCAGCAAUGUUCCCCACUCCUUCUUUGCCUGGCUAACUUCCACUCAUCCUUUAAGACCCAAAGCACGUAUCACCUCUGCUGGGAAGUCCUCUCUGAUCCUUUCUUUGCAUCCUGAGCUCUGGGCUGCUCAUCCCUGACUUGGGGGGUAAGAACAAGUGACUUGCCCAAGAUCACACAGCUAGUGUUUUGGAGCCAAGAUUUGAACCUGGGUGCCCUGGGCUCCAACUAAGGCAGGUUGUUCCAUGGUCCAGGUGAGGGGACAGUAGCUAGGACUUGUGAAGAGGAUGCAGUGGAUCUCAGUUUGGAAAUGGAAUCCUGGGGAUGUGGCUGGUGGUGGGUCUGAGCUGGGAGGGGAGAGGUCAGUGUCCGUGGCAGGAGCAUCUGGGCAGGUUGGGAUGCCCUACUCAGAGGGGGUGGCUAGAGGGUUUACGUAUCCCAGGGGAAGGCCAACUCCAGACUGAACAGCCCAUGAGCGAUCAGGGAGGUAACUGGAAGGUGGUCCUGGAGCUUCAGGGGGCAGCCAGGUCCAGGGGUGCAGACCUGGGGAUUUUCUGGUAUUUAAAGUCCUGGAGUGGAUGGACCAUCCAGGGACUGGGGCCGGUGGAAGGAGGAGGCUCCCGCUCACCCCGAGAAGCCUAGGCUGUGGAGGUGCAAGCUAGGAAAGAGACUGAGAAGAUGUGGAACCCAGGGCUCAUAGCACUGAUCUCCAAAGGUCAGGGUGGCUGGGAGGCCAUGAAGGAUAGGAUUGGGAGGUGGCCCAUUGGCUUUGAACACAUCCAGGUCCCUGGUGGCAUGUGGCAGGUCUCAUAGGCCAAAAUUCUUUCUUUUCACAGAAGCUUGUGGGUCACGUGUCUGCUUCCUCCACUUAGGUCAGGGCCCCCAGAGGACAGGGCUCUUCUCUUUGCCUUCGAUUCCCCAGCACCAGUCCCCAGUUUGGCUCAGAGGAUGUAUCCAGAACCAGUGGAUGGGUGGAUGGGCGGGUGGGUGGCUCUAGAAGGUGUUUCAUUGACCCAUCUGACUUUUUUUACCUUUUUGAGCAAGAAAAAUAAAAUGGCACCUUGCUCGCCCUACUGCAAGGAUCAGGGCUGUGUAUCUUGGGGCCCACCGCCCAGAGUCUUGGCUUCUGUCUGGAGCUUUGAAGCCCAGUCUGCAUGUCCUGCCAGCAUGUCUCCUCUGCCCGUCUGGCCUAGACACUUAGCCUCCUCUGCCCCCGGUUCUUCUGUCCCCCGGUGCUGUCCUCGGGCUCCUCCUGUUGACCUUGGUCCUGAGCUAGCUGGCUGCCCCGCCCAGCACACUCCCUGAUGCCUCCUCACAGCCAGCAUUCCUUCCCAACCUCUAGCACAGCCUUCAGGACGCUGCUGGCUGGCUUCCGUCUCUCCCCACUUCACCACUCUCCAGCUCUCUUUGGUGUUAGUGGGUAGCUGCUCACUGUCCCAAACCUGCUCCAUGUCUGUUCAAACUGUUGCCUCCACCUGGAUGCCCUUCUGCCUUAUACACCUGUCCUAAGCAGAUAUCCAGCCAUCUCUCUCCUGCUUAAAAUCUCUCUCAACACAAGGUCUGUGUGGCUUAGCUUGGCCUCAGCCACCUUCCCACCCUGUCUUGCAGGUACUAGGACUGCACAGACGCACACUCACCUCGAAGGUUUGUUGAGGGGCUCAUGUGAGAUGCUCUUGAUGCGCGUCUGGCAAUGAGUCGGGCCCUCAAUAAGGGCUCAGAAAAUCCACCCCUCCCCCUGCCUGCCUUCCCUAACACAGGUAGAUGUACACCAGGAUCUGGAGCACUGACCAAGUCAUGGAGUUCCUUAAGCCCAGCCCGAGAAGGACACAGAGGAGUGAAUGCUGUGUGGAUCAGAUUCCAGGACCCAGGGCAGACCCUGCUCCCUGUCCAGGGUUAGGGGUGGUUCCCUCCCUGAUCAGGGGCCUGAUAAGUGGCAGAGAGGAUGCUCUAUCCCAGCUAUAGGACCCCCUACCUUCCUGACCAGUGAGGGGCUUUGGAAAGCCUGGACCUGGCAUCGAACUCAAGAGGAGGAGAGGACAGCUCCCCUGGACCAGUCCAAGGAACAGUUGGGUACAGUGGGCAGAGCGCUGGGCCAGGGCAGGAAGGAGGCACAGGGGCCUGUGUCAAUCCCAUUUUACAGAUGAGAAAAAUGGAGGUUCAGAUUGCCGAUGCCCAAUGCUGCAGGGCAGUGCUUCCUUCUGUUUCCCCAUCUGUGUGGCCAGGAGCAAGUGCUUUCCUGGUGGUGGCCUAGCUUCCUCCUCUGCAAAAUGGGGGUGCAGAUCUUGCCAGCUUCCUGGGGCUCUGGUGAGAAUGCUGCUGGGUACAAGAGGGCCUUGUACACCAUCAGUGGUGGUGGAUAAUUGUGUGGGAUUGCCUUUAAAAUGAGUCUGAUUAUUUAUUCCUUCAUUUAUUCAUUCUAUCCCGCAACUCACAUUGUUGAUCACCUUUGGGCCUAGGCACUGAUGAUGCCAAGCUGAAUGAGACAGGUGUCUUCAAUUCCCAGUCCUCUCUGAGGCAGCUCCCCACCUCCCCUUUCCCUCAGCCCUGGAGCCUCCCUACCCUGGCUCUACAGCUCAGGUGACUUCACAUUUUCCCCAGUGGACAACAGCAGGGGAGGGACAGGUCUGAGACUUCUGAAUGGAAGGGUAGUGGGUGCCAUGCCGUCCUAACACAGGGCCUGUCCACAAUCCUAGUUGGGAUGCUUUGUCCUUCCUCCGAACAGCUGGAGGGACUGAUGAGCUGGACGUUGGGAAUUGGGCAGAUCAGAGUGGGGAUCUCAGCUCCCUGCUUACUUGCUGUGUGACCUUGACCAAGUCACUCUACCUCUCUGAACUUCAGUUGUAAAGUGGGGAUGAGGAGCGUACCUGCCUUUUAGUGUCAGUGUGCCUGGCACAAGGUGGGUACUUAGUAAACGGCAGCCUCCUCACUGGUUUUACUGUGUUGAGGUCUUUCUUUGAAAGGAGAUGAUCCAGGGACCUGGAGCAGUCAGGGAGAACUCCAGGCAGGAUGUGCUGGUAUUGGGUUAUGAGGGAUGGGCUGGGUUGGAUGGGUAGAGAGAAGGGCAGCUUGGUGUUUGUGGGUGGCGGAAACAGGAGGGCUUUUAGAGCUGCCCGGCCACCCAGGAGGAGGGCACUCUGAUUCCCAGCUGGCCAGACUCAGACCCAAACCGACCCCCAGGCUGGGAGUGAGAGGCAAGACUUUUAUAUACAGGUAUUGAGUCAUAUGCAUGUGGAUAUUUGUUCCACCAAGGGCUGGGGUUUGCAAAACACAUUCCCCGGAGGAAACAGCUUGAGCAAAUCUGAUGUCUAGUUUUGACUCUUGGCACCCUAGCCCUGUGGUCUUGGACAGGUCUCUUCCCCUCUCUCCAAGCCUCAGUUUCUUCACCAAAAAGUGGGAUAAUAGCUCCUGUGACUACUCUUCAAGUAGAGAUCACAAGCAAUAAUUUAUAUAAAAGAUCUUUCUUAAAGUGUUGAGAUUAGAUUGUAUCCUUCCAGAGGGUUUUUUUUCCUGAAACCCUCUGCCUGCAAUUCCAGUAGGGCUUCUCCUGCUUGUAGAGCCAGGAAAAAAAGGUUAAAGACACUUCAUUUCAGCCUUGCCUGUCAAAAGAAGCAGUUCCAUGUAAGCGGCCAAUACCAGUAGGCAUUUAGUUAGUGAUUUCUGUAAGGGACAGAUGAAGAAGAGAAAUUUGAUAGGGAGCGAGACUUCAUGGAAUACCCCUGUCCAGCACAGUCUCUGUAAGUCACUUCUUGACUUACUGUAGGGCCACAGGAAGACGUGAAUCCUCUGGAAGACAAAGAUAACUCUGAAGGCCCACCCUUCAUAGUGCCCUGGUUGCAAAGCCCUUCUCACUGCACAGGAACUUGCCAGAGGAUGGCCGAGCCUCGAUUUAACAACCCCUACUUCUGGCCCCCUCCUCCCACCAUGCCUAGCCAGCUGGACAACCUGGUCCUGAUUAACAAGAUCAAGGAGCAGCUGAUGGCGGAGAAGAUCCGGCCGCCUCACCUGCCGCCUACAUCGGCCUCGUCGCAGCAGCCGCUGCUCGUGCCACCGGCGCCGGCCGAGAGCAGCCAAGCGGUCAUGUCGCUGCCGAAGCUGCAGCAGGUGCCGGGCCUGCACCCGCAGGCCGUGCCGCAGCCCGACGUGGCGCUGCACGCGCGGCCGGCCACCAGCACGGUCACAGGUCUGGGAAUCUCCUCCCGGACCCCGGCUGUGAGCACGUCGGAGUCGAGCGCGGGCACGGGUACCAGCAGCCCGUCCACACCCACCACCACGAGCCAGAGCCGCCUCAUCGCCUCGUCCCCCACCCUCAUCUCAGGGAUCACCAGCCCCCCCCUCCUGGACUCCAUCAAGACAAUCCAGGGCCACGGCCUGCUUGGCCCUCCCAAGUCCGAGCGCGGCCGGAAAAAGAUCAAGGCGGAGAACCCAGGGGGGCCGCCUGUCCUCGUAGUCCCCUACCCCAUCCUGGCCUCGGGCGAGACUGCCAAGGAGGGCAAGACAUACAGGUGUAAGGUAUGCCCGCUGACCUUCUUCACCAAGUCCGAGAUGCAGAUCCACUCCAAGUCGCACACAGAGGCCAAGCCCCACAAGUGCCCGCACUGCUCCAAGUCCUUUGCCAACGCCUCCUACCUGGCCCAGCACCUGCGCAUCCACCUAGGCGUCAAGCCCUACCACUGCUCCUACUGUGAUAAGUCCUUCCGACAGCUCUCCCACCUCCAACAGCACACCAGAAUCCACACAGGCGACAGACCCUACAAGUGCCCACAUCCUGGCUGCGAAAAGGCUUUCACUCAGCUCUCCAACCUCCAGUCUCACCAGCGCCAGCACAACAAGGACAAGCCCUACAAGUGUCCCAACUGCUACCGGGCCUACUCGGACUCUGCCUCCCUGCAGAUCCACCUCUCGGCCCACGCCAUCAAGCACGCCAAGGCCUACUGCUGCAGCAUGUGUGGGCGGGCCUACACCUCGGAGACCUACCUGAUGAAGCACAUGUCCAAACACACAGUGGUGGAGCACCUGGUGAGCCAUCACUCGCCCCAGAGGACGGAGUCCCCCAGCAUCCCGGUGCGAAUUUCCCUCAUCUGAGCCGACCCAAGGCGCCGCCCCGUCCUGCCCACUGGCAGACACAGACCCAGGCAGCACCGGCCCGACUCCCUCCAGGGGCCCUCCAGGAACAGCCGAGCUCUCUCAUGACCUUCCUGACCUUCCAGAAAGCCUGGGCCGCAGAAGCCCUGCCCGGUCCAGCUCCGGGGGCGGCCAGGCCAACUGCAAGAUUCUGGACUGUUUUGGUGGCAUCCAAAGACGAUCUCAGAGCACUUUGAACCUCUCCGCUGGGUUUUCCUUUUCUUCCCCCAUCCUUCACUUGCUUCACUGUUUUUUUUUUUUGUUUGUUUGUUUGUUUUAAGUUUGUUUUGGAAAAUAACAAAAAAAAGAUAUUUAUUGGCCAAGAAGUUGGUGCUGCUAAGACCGAGAAAUGGAAAGAACCGGACAGAUGGACACAGAGACCCAGAGGGCAGCGUGGGACCUUCUCUUGCCGCAGCCUUGGGUCUUGAGGGGAAGGCGCAGGCCUGAGAGUCUGGACCGCAGUGGGGCUCCCCGGUGGGAGGGGCAGGAAGCAGCUGGAGUGAGCCACUCGCCCCCCGCCGGCUGCCAGCUCGAGCCUCCAAGAGCUGUGCCCUGGGCAUCACUGAGCAGAGGGACGUGGCAGCUUCCAGGGCUGCCCGGGCUUCAGGAGACAGAUGGAGAGGGGCCGGGAGGUCCGCAGGACCAAAGGGUGCAGGGUUGGCUGGGCUGGGCGCAGGCCCAGGGACACGGGGUGGGGGCGGGCUGGGUAAGACCCGGUGCCCCCACUGCCCUGAAGACCACCCCAGUCUACCUCAGUGCUGGCCAGGAAACCUAUCGGCUACCUCUCCCACCAUCCCAGACUGUGGGCAGCGGGGGAGGGAGUGGGCCUGGGCCAAGGACCCCCUCCGCUCUGCAGAAUUUCCUCCGGUUGGGGCAGUGCCCAAGGAGGGGUUACUUGUCUUCCCUGCCAUGGAGGGGGAUCCCCAGCCCAGGCCCUAGGCCGCUCGGCAGGGAACGGAUCCUUGGGGAGGAGGGUCCCAAGAGCAGACCCUGCCCUCAGCCCCCACAGACACACCCCAAUCUGAAAGCCAUGCGUGUCCGUGUAUAUAGGAACUAUGUACAGAGCCCGGAGAAGCCCCCUCUACAUCCCCUGGGGAAAAAAAAAAAAAGAAAACUAGACAGAAACUCAUCUAUAUAUUCUGUAUCUGGAGUUCCGUUUUGAAUAUUAACUGUGUUAUUUUUAUACACUUUUUAAGCCUUAACUCGCCAUUGAUUUACCAGUUUAACGUCUCCCGGGGUUUCUUUUCCCACGGAGUUCUCCGCCCCGCCCCCACCCCUUUGUUUGACUUGCGUCGUCUGAUACUCAGUAUUGUAGCUUUUCGUCCGCAUGUUACUACCCUGUAAAUACGCUGUUAUACAUACUGUUAACACCCUUUGCUUUUUUUCUAUGGGACCUCCAGGCCACCGUAUUUAGAACUAGUUACCUUAUUAAAAAAGAGAAAACAGUCUGUUGGCUUCUCAGUCUGCAUCGUGGUGGCAGGGAGGUGAGGGCAGGUGCUCCCCCGCAAUGCGCUUCAGGAACACAGUUUGCGUUCUAUUUAAGAAAAGGCGUGGGGAGGAGAAAAAGGUCAAAUGUGGGGGAAGACACUAAAGGGGGCAAGAAACAGGAAUCCCAAACCCCUCUGCUCUUUGUAUUUCUCUGUUGUGAAGAAUAAACUGUACCUGCAGCCGGG